Molecule: messenger RNA, 4486 nt
Organism: Periophthalmus magnuspinnatus
Lineage: Eukaryota; Metazoa; Chordata; Actinopteri; Gobiiformes; Gobiidae
Gene: negr1
Product: neuronal growth regulator 1
Exons: 8
Coding region: 334-1527 (397 amino acids)
Cellular component (GO): neuron projection
Source: RefSeq, a predicted model, not a curated record
CACCGCUCCAUCACGAGCCACUGGGAACGGGUUGCCCGGGAAACGGCCGCAUGGCAACAGGAUCAGAGCCUGGGGGUUGUCUGCUUCUAGGUCUGCUCCCAUUUUACAUCGCAUUUCCUCACUAGAUGGUGUGCGAGCCACUGGAGAGUAGACUACACUUCACCCGCACCGUGGGCUCUGUAACAUCCAGCAAAACAAACCUGGGAAAGUACGCGAUCGGAGCGUUUCUUCUUCUCGGAGGACAUAAAGUGUGGGAAUAAAACCUCUUUUUGUAACCUUCACCGCUGUUUUUGAAGAAGACGUGGGAAAAGGCGACAACACUAUACAGCUGUGAUGGACAUAAUGAUUGCGGUGCAGGAUGCUUGUGUCUCUGGUCAGUGGCUUACUGCGAUCAUCCUGAGCCUGUGCUGCUUUCUGCCGUCCUGUUUGCCCGCUGGACAAACUGUGGACUACUCUUCUCCGGUGGAAAGUGUGGUCAGCAGACAAGGCGACACCGCUUUGCUGAGGUGUUACCUGUUAGAUGGCAUCUCUAAAGGAGCCUGGCUGAACCGCUCCAGCAUCAUAUUCGCAGGAAACGAUAAGUGGUCGGUGGAUCCUCGAGUGUCCAUCGUGUCGAGUCCGGGCGACAAACACGAGUACAGCCUGCAGAUACAGAAGGUGGAUGUAACCGACGACGGACAGUACACAUGCUCCGUUCAGAGUGAGCGCAACCCACGGCCAAAGCUCCUCAACCUCAUCGUAAAAGUUCCUCCCAAGAUCUAUGACAUCUCCUCCGACAUCACUGUAAAUGAGGGCAGCAACAUGUCACUCAUAUGUAUGGCCAGUGGGAAACCCGAGCCCACGAUUUCCUGGAGACACAUAACCCCAUCAGGCAGGAAGUAUGACAGUGGCGAAUAUCUUAACAUCACGGCUAUCACAAGGGACCAGGCCGGGGACUACGAAUGCAGCGCUCUAAAUGACAUCGCCUCUCCAGACACCAAAUCAGUAAAAGUUACAGUCAACUUUGCCCCUUCUAUCCAUGAGAUGAAGAGCACUGGGGUGAGCUUGGGGCGCACAGGAGCGCUCAGGUGUGAGGCUGCUGCUGUGCCAAUCCCCACGUUUGAGUGGUACAAGGGGGAGAAAAGGAUUAUCAAGGGCCAGGGCAUCGACAUCAAGAGUUUCAGCUCCAGAUCAGUGCUGACAGUGACUAACAUGACAGAAGAUCGCUACGGCAACUACACAUGCAUCGUCACCAACAAGAUGGGGACGGCCAACGCCAGCGUGUCUUUCUUCCUGAGGACCCUAGCCCAGCAGCAGGACCUGUACCUCAGGGCGACUUCUAUAUACAAGGUGUGUCCAGAAAGUGAGCAUAACGCUUCCUCACUUGAAGACCUCCAGAGAUGCUUUGAAGAAUGGAAAAACCGCCUGGAUGGUUGUGAACAUUCAAAAGCACCUCACACUGCACCCUAUGGGACUGGAAGCUCGGACGCCCCACUGGCCUGCCGGUACCUCGUCCUGGCCCUGUCGUCCUUCAUCAGCGUCUACUAACCGGGACCCAAACACACAACAAUGACUGUCCUGAGCAUUUAUCAAUCUUUUCUGACAUUUGCUGAUGGCUGGAGUCUAAUCUUGUAUGUUGAAAACAACCUGAUGGGGAAAUAAUCACUGUUAUUCUUUUUUUUUCUUUUUUUUUUUGUGAAUUUUAUGUCAUGUAAAUACUAUAUGAUGAUGUUUUAUUUUUUAUCGUUUUAAGUUUUUCUAGAAUAAGUUUUCAGCUCCACCCCAUAUCCUUGUCAUAUCCGAGAACUUGCAAGAUCAUAAGCCUCUUUCACAUAGAGGUGCUAAAUUUAACAUUACAUUUUUACAUUACAGAAUUUACCCUACCAAUGUUGUAUUGAAUGUAUUAUGGCUUGUGGAACAAAGACUUAUAGAUUCCUAACAAUACCGAUUUUGACUAUGAGGUGUGCUUAAAAUUGUAUUACAAAAAAACACAAAAAAAUGAAAAGAACAAAACGUGGCGGGGGAUUUCGGGGGACCUGUGUUGUCUUAUAUAGAUGGAUGCAGUGUUGAAGUUGUCGUAUUCUACAAAAUGGGUCCUUAUGAGUUACUCUACCUGCCGAACAGCUUUGAUCAGGCAGCCGUCGAAGUAGCAAAGUAUAAUGUAUUGUAUCUUUAUAUUUUACUAUAGUGUAGGCUUUGUUUGUCAAGUGGGACCAGCUUUUCUCAUUCAAACAACAUUAACUCAUGAUUCUGUACAGUAUAAAGGGAGGAACAUGUUUACAUUUAUAAAUAUACUAUAUUCUCCAUACCUUGGGACUUGAAUGUUACCAUUAAGUGGCAAAGUUCAUUUCUUUUAUGAAAAAAUGCAGCUGUUUGAAGCAGUGGGAAUCUGAACAUUUUGUAAUUUAUGUUUUAUUUUGGAUGCUACCUGUUAAUAUCUUUUGGCUAACAACCCAUUGCUAUCUGGGUUUUUGGCACUACUGUUUGGCAUGAUACUUUGUUAACAAUGGGUUUAGUAGCACCGCAUUUCUGUUUGUUUGAUUUAAUUAUCCCAGAGCAGCUUACAGUACCAUUUAAAGAUAUAAAAAAUCUAUAUGCCAUGUUAUUUCAUAUCUUUAUCAAUGUAAUAAUACGACACAGAUCGUUUGCACUAUAAGUAUAACAAAGUAAGUGUUAAAAAAAAUGACAUGGUCCAUUUCUUCCACGGUGCUUCUUCAAAAUAAAAGUCUUAACAUGAAUAAAACUAACCCUGAUCAUUUCAAAGUAUUUCAAAAGGGUUUCUCAACAUGGCAUAUUGUUCACCUUUCAGUAUCUUUCAACCCAUGGUGUAAUACAAAAUACGGUACUGUACUGUAAUGCCUUAAAGAACCAUUAACAUCAAAAUUGACACGUUUUGAAACAAGUCAUUUUUUGCCACAUUUCCAAUAGCUGAGGGCAUCAUCCAUUAGUGUUCAGAUAAGACGAUAUACUCUUAAGAUUAUAUCAAACUAACCAAGAACGUUGUAUCUGAUAAAUGCAGUACGUCUUUUAAGUAGUCUCCAUUGUGUUAGCAUUAUGGUAUUUCCCCCAGUUUUUACAAUUCAAAUGAAGUCCUGUAUUUUGAUUACUAACUGCAAACCUAUACAAAAUAGCCAUGGCAGUUAAAGACUUAAAGCACAAAAACGUUGUUCUGAAAUCUUAUUGUGGUGUUUUAUUUUGAAAUCUGCGGUAUAUUUUUAUUUUAUUGUUUGUACUUGUUAUAAUCAGCUUGUUUUGACAAAUUAUGAAACAACUGCACCGUAUGAUCUUGUUUCAAUGUUAAUCUAUAAUGAAAAAUGUUCAAAAGUAUAUUUAUUAUCUUACUUUAUGAAAACAAUGUAUAAUGACAGAUGUAAAACUGGAUAUGUGAUAUUAUUUGAAUGAAUCACAAAGUGGCAUAGGUUACAAUGGUGUCGAGUUCUUUUUAGAUGCCAUAACUGUAUUGACUUUUUUUUUUCUUUUGUCAGAGUUCAAGAAAAAAAUAAUAUUUGCAAACUAUAAACAACCCCAAUUUCAUGAAGUUUAGGACACUGUCAAAAAAACAUUCAAAUUAAGUUAAUGAGGCGUGUCAUGCUGUCAUUUUGUCACAUUAAAGCACUCAAGCACAUUCAUUUACCAUUUAAUGAAAGCAGCAACUACUUAGAAAUUUGAAAAUCUCAAACAUGACAGGGCAUAACAUGUGGGAGGAGAAGUUAUAUCGGUCUAUGGCUGUGUGCUAUAUGGUUAGCACUGCCUUCUAGCUAUAAGGUUCUCGGUCUGAGUUUCCUUGAUAGGAAUGGGAUGAAGCUUUCUGUGUGUGUGUAUGGGUUGUAUUCUCGUGCAUGCACAAAAGGCUAAUCCAGAUCCAGUCAUGGUCCUGUGUAAAUGAUCCCAGAAGUGACCUCCUCCUGCUACUAUUUUAGAUGUGCCACUUUUGUUGGGCUCAGUGUCCUAACCUUUCUGUAAUUGGGUUUGUUCUUACUUUUUGAAACUGCGAGGGUGUGAACCAAUAUAACAGUAUUAUAGAGCUGAAUCAAUGUGUGUAUAUUUGGAGAAAAUAGAGGAGCCAGUCUAGUCCUAGUUUUUACACACUGAGUGUUUGACGAUGUGCAGAGUAUGGUUGUGCUGCAUGUCCAAGUUAACCUGUGUUUUUGAGGUGGCCAUUUUACAAGUGCUCAUACUUAUUCUUAAGACUGGACACAACUUUUGUUUUUGCAACUUCUUUGGUUUUCAGUUGGACCUGGUCUAAAACAUACCUCUUAAAGACCACCCGGAGUGAGUUCUUUUCUGUUUUUUAUGAUUGAAAAUGGUGAGAAACUAAAAUAUCUGCUGUUCCAACUAAUGAUGGUUGUUGUGGCACUGUCGUAACUGCCUGGACCGUUCAUCUGAGCAGUCGCGACUGUGAGAGUACUCCAUGAAAUGUAAUGGAUGUUGGUUCUUUUAAUAAUGGUAUUAACAAGUCCCUUUUAUCAAAUCACUAUUAUUUGCAAUAAAAGUCUUCAUGUUACAA